Eublepharis macularius is the source of this 3216-nucleotide messenger RNA. RefSeq names its product MLX interacting protein (gene MLXIP). Bases 1 to 2829 code for a protein of 942 amino acids. Gene Ontology annotation, cellular component: nucleus. The transcript has 17 exons. Lineage: Eukaryota; Metazoa; Chordata; Lepidosauria; Squamata; Eublepharidae. Gene Ontology annotation, biological process: regulation of transcription by RNA polymerase II. Gene Ontology annotation, molecular function: DNA-binding transcription factor activity, RNA polymerase II-specific; RNA polymerase II cis-regulatory region sequence-specific DNA binding; protein dimerization activity. The record is from RefSeq and is a predicted model, not a curated record.
AUGGCGGCGGACGUCUUCAUGCGGUUCCCGGGGGCGCGGGCGCUGGCGGUGCCGGCCCUCUCCCGCCGGGCCGCGCCCGAGGAGGACUCUUCGUCGGACGACUCGGCGGCGGAGGAGGCGGCGGGCUGGCCGGCGGCGGGGGCCCGGCGGGCGCGGGGCGGCGUGGAGGAGGGCGGCGGGCCGGGGCCGGGGCCGGGGCGCGGGGCGGGCGCGGGGCGGCCGGCGGCCCGGGCGGCGCAGAUCAUCCACUCGGGCCACUUCAUGGUCUCCUCGCCGCACAGCGAGCACCCGCCCAAGAAGGGCUACGACUUCGACACCGUCAACGAGCAGACCUGCCAGACCUACCGCUUCGGCGCGGCGGCGGCGGGACGGGCCGGCGGGACGGGCGGCGCCCAGGGGGGCGGCGGCGGCGGCGGCCGCCUCAGCAUCGACGCCUCCCUCACCAAGCUCUUCGAGUGCAUGACGCUGGCCUACAGCGGCAAGUUGGUCUCACCCAAGUGGAAGAAUUUUAAAGGCUUAAAACUUCAGUGCAGGGACAAAAUCCGUCUCAACAAUGCCAUCUGGAGGGCUUGGUACAUUCAGUAUCUAGAGAAGCGAAAGAACCCCGUCUGCCAUUUUGUGACUCCCUUGGAUGGGUCUGUGGAAGUAGAUGAGCACCGCCGCCCUGAGGCUAUUGCAACAGAUGGGAAGUAUUGGAAACGGCGAAUAGAAAUAGUGAUCAGAGAGUAUCACAAGUGGAGGACCUAUUUUAAGAAAAGGUUACAGAAACACAAAGAUGAAGAUCUUUCCAUCUUGGUUCGGGAUGAUGACAUGUUACUGUGGCAUAAAGAAACAUAUGGCCGGGAGACCCCCGUCCCCAUGGAGUUGGACUCCCUCUUCAGUACAGACAUGCUCAUGUCAGAGUUGCCGGACACCCUCUUCUCCACCCUCUCUUCUCACCAGCCAGUUUCCUGGCCAAAUCCCAGAGAGAUAGCUCACUUAGGGAAUGCUGACAUGAUCCAGCCAGGACUUAGUCCUCUCCAGCCCAACUGUAUGGAUACUUUUGAAUUUUUUCAGGACCUCUUCUUAUCCAACCGUUCCAAUAAUUAUACCAUCCCCACCGUUCCUGCUCCUAGUCCAGUCAUGGCAGACACCUGCAGCCAUCCUUCCCAGACCGCAGCACUGGCCUCUGGUCCUUUGCCCAGCCCGCUCCCACCUGUGAACCUCAGCGAAGGGCUUGUUGGCACCUCAGUGCCUGCCGCCAUCAUUCCUGGCGUGGCUGACAUUGGCGCUGACCAGUGCCUCGGCAUGAGGACGGGGGACUCCUUCCUGCAGACACCGGGUUUCAGCGCCGAGCCACCUCUGAGCGGACAGCAGCCGUUCCUGCCUUCAUUCCCAGCACUGGUGCCUCUCCUUCAGCCCCCGCAGCAGGCGCCCUUGCCCCUGGAUGCCAGCGUGCCCUCUCAGGCGCCCUUGUUCGCUUCUUCGGAGGCUCCGGCGCUCGGCCUCUGCAAAUCCUCCGUGAUCACCCACACCGCAUCCGCCACCCCCACACACAACGCUCCCGCCACCACCUUCAGCCACAGCCAGAGCGGCCUGCUGGCAACCCAGCCGCAAGGAGCAGGAGUGCCGUGCGGCCUGACUCUCCGGACUGCUGCCGCCCAGGGGCAGCCUCUGCUGCAGCCCCAGGGCACCUUCGCGCUCCCCUUGGCCAGCGCCGGGGCUAGGCCCAAAAAGCCCCAGAAGAUAGUGCCUGCUCCAAAGCCGGAAACAGUGUCCUUAGUGCUGAAAAAUGCCUUCCUCACCCCAGCUGCCUUUCAGGGUCAGUCUAGAGCUGUGAUUGUCACUCCUGCCCCAAUGAAGAGAGACAACGUUUUGGCCCCAAGGAUCUCCCAGCCCAGUGUUGUAAUUGCCCCAUCUGGAAUGGCCAGAGCACCCCCAACGACAGAGUUCCACGGCAGCAUUCUGCUCAGCCCGGGCCAGCAGACUCCAAGCCCCCAGCCGGGCUCAGCCACUGUUCCUCAUCUCUUCUCUGCUAGUGCUAUGCAGGACGCGUUGGUGAAAGGCGAGCAGGCCCUCCCCCGCCAAACCUGCUCCCAAGGCCCCUCACCUGUCCCCAGCAGAGACUGCCAGCUCUCAGGGCAGGCGUCCCCGUGCACUUCUGAACAAAGUCCCAGUCCCCAGUCCCCACAGAACAACUGCUCAGGGAAAACCACCACUGAUCCUCAUGUGGCUGCUUACAAGACCCGAAGGAUGAAGCAUAUUUCAGCAGAACAGAAGCGGAGGUUUAACAUCAAGAUUGGCUUUAGCACGCUCAAUACCUUGGUGUCUGCAAACUCUAAAUCAAUCAGCCAUGCCCUCACGCUCCAGAAGACCGUGGAAUACAUUGCAAAGCUGCAGCAGGAAAGAUCCCAGAUGCAGGAGGAAGCCAAGCGCCUCAAGGAGGAAAUCGAGGAGCUGAACGCUACCAUCAUUUCGUGUCAGCGGCAGCUCCCUGCUACCGGCGUUCCCAUCACGCGGCAGAGAUUCGAUCAGAUGAGGAGCAUGUUUGAAGAAUACGUCCGAAACAGGACCCUGCAGAAUUGGAAGUUCUGGAUUUUCAGCAUUAUCAUUAAACCCUUGUUCGAAACGUUCAAUGGAAUGGUGUCCACAACCAGCUUAGAGGAGCUGAACCAGACAGCCUUGGCCUGGGUGGACCAGCACUGCUCUCUGCCUGUUCUAAGGCCAAUGGUUCUGAACACCCUCCGACACCUAAGCGUAUCCACCUCCAUACUCUCUGACCCGUCCCAGUUGCCGGAGCAAGCGGCCAAGGCAGUCAGCAAGAUCAACAAAAGAGCUGGAGAAACCUAACUAAACCUAUCCAAAGAUGGCAGAGCCAAGCUCCUUAAGCCUGGGGAGGCGACUCAAUCUCACAAGACCUCAGAACUUCCUUGUGGGCCGUUUGCUGUGAGGCCUUGGCAGCAGGCUGCGAGAUACACGGCAGGAAGAGCUGAUGCCAAGGGACGAUCUUUUGGUGCUGUGCUUAAGGGGUUCAGUCACACGGGAAAGUCAACUCAGGUAAAUAAGCAGGCCAGACACCUGCACCAGCAAUAGAAGCACUCCUUCAAUGCAACGUCACCAAAUCUAUGCAGUGCCGACAUUUAUGCAACCUGACCUCAAGCACCGGACGUGGAUGGAGACAGCAAAGACGAUACCGUGUGGAGCGGCGCAUUAAAAGGGAAAUGUGUCCAGAUUUAA